UCGUGGUCUGUUCGACGUGCGACAGUGCAGUACACAACCACCCAAAACAAAGAAAGAACACAUCCAUCGAUCGAUCGCGUCGGGCGACAUUUCCUGGUCUCUACAAUCCAUAUCCACUUCAAGUCUGUGAUUCCGAACCCAAAAUUUAGCUCUUAAAAUGUAUCGAUUAUGUGUUUGUGCUGUUUUACUAGUAAAUUUAAGUAUCAUAAGUGCCUAUAGACCGGUAGUGAUAAUGCAUGGAAUCCUGACGGGGGCGGACAGUAUGCUGCUCGUGGUGGACGAAAUACAAAGGCAUCACCCGGGAACAGUUGUGUACAACGCUGAUCGAUUCGAGGGAUGGUCCAGCUUGGAGAAUGCUUGGCAUCAGGUAUUGGAAUUAAAUAGUGACCUGCAGGAUAUAUGCCAAAAACAUCCGGAUGGAGUGAUACUCCUGGGAUACUCCCAAGGAGGACUGAUAGCUCGGGCAGUGCUGCAAACAUAUCCUGAUCAUUGCGUGAAAAAGUUCAUAUCGCUAAGCUCACCACAGGCCGGGCAGUUUGGGACCGAUUUCUUGCAUUUGAUUUUCCCGGCAUUGGUGGCGAAAACAGCUUAUCAGCUGUUCUAUACCUACGUCGGACAGCACACUUCGGUCGGCAACUACUGGAACGAUCCGCAUCAUCAGGACCUGUUUGAGCAAUUCAGUAUAUUUCUGCCAUACAUCAACAACGAUCUGCCAUCGACGAAUUCGACCUUGUUCCGGGACUCGAUGCUGCAGUUGGAUCAGUUAAUUCUGAUCGGAGGCCCAGAUGAUGGAGUUAUUACUCCGUGGGAGUCGAGCCACUUCGGGUAUUACAAUGGAACCGAUGAUGUGAUUCCGUGCAAGCAAAGGAAAAUCUACCUGGAAGAUCGGAUUGGACUGAGAACACUGGAUAAGAGUGGUCGGUUGAAACUUAUCACUGUGCCUGGAGUAAAACAUUUCGAGUGGCAUUUGAACACGGACGUCGUUGACGAAGUGAUAUUGCCGCAUUUGGAUUAGGUUACUUGAGGACUGUGUGCGAUAGAGAAGACAAUGGUGCUGGCUUUACAUGACCUUGGGAUGGAUUAGGUUAUCAAAUGGAGUGGACGUACCAGUUAUCACUAUACGUUUCUAUUAUUGCAUAUGGGAAUUCCAUAGGACAUAAUUGGAACACACCAUAAUAGGAACGUCAUAAUUGGCAGCCCGGAGUUAAUUGUAAAUACUAAAAUAUUUGAG
Molecule: messenger RNA, 1231 nt
Organism: Ochlerotatus camptorhynchus
Lineage: Eukaryota; Metazoa; Arthropoda; Insecta; Diptera; Culicidae
Gene: Ppt2
Product: palmitoyl-protein thioesterase 2
Exons: 3
Coding region: 158-1015 (285 amino acids)
Cellular component (GO): lysosome
Molecular function (GO): thiolester hydrolase activity
Source: RefSeq, a predicted model, not a curated record